UAUUAUUAUUAUUUUAUUGGAAUUAUUAAUUUAUUUUCUCAAUUUAUGACAAUUUAUAAAUAAUAAAUGAAAUACAUACAAUUUUCUUAGGUAAAAUAAAAAUAAAAAUUUUUACUGAAAAUAAAAAAAGUAAAUUUAAGAAUUUUACAAAAGAAAUUAAAAAAUAUAUUGGGUCAUUGAACUAUUGUAUUUAACAUGCUACAAUGUUUAUGAUUUGGGGAGAUUGGAUCGCAAAUGGAGUGCAAUCUGUAGACAUGCGAAGUUUCCUUGAUUCUGUAGUUAUAACAAAUAAAAGUAUUGUAAGGAGAAUUCGCGUGUCUCCCUAUGAAAUAUAUAAAACGCAUUGGCGUAAUGAUCCCGAAAUACAAAAACAUUAUUGGGCAGCAUCUUUUCUUUUACCCAUUGGAACAAUUUUUAUUCUUGCUUUGAUAGUUCUUUUAAUGGUUUUGUUCAAAAGAUGUCCACAAAUGAUUGCCGCGAUUGUCACAUCAAUUCUUGGUGUGAUUAUUAUAUUUACAGUACUGGUAUCAAUUAAUCAUGCUCCAAUUUACGCUUGAUAUUUUCUAACAUUUCUUCUUACAAAAUACAAAAUGUAAUAUUUUAUCUUUUCUAAUAUGUUCAAAAUUUUACAGACCAAGAUUAAUAAAAGGAUUACUGCCAUCAAUGCAAACAGUUACACAUGCAUGCACAUACUGAUUUUUAUAUUCUGUAUAUUCUUAUAAUAGAAAAACAAAAUAUAUUAUCAAACAAUUUUCACAUAA
Molecule: messenger RNA, 761 nt
Organism: Apis dorsata (giant honeybee)
Lineage: Eukaryota; Metazoa; Arthropoda; Insecta; Hymenoptera; Apidae
Exons: 4
Coding region: 204-557 (117 amino acids)
Source: RefSeq, a predicted model, not a curated record